Molecule: messenger RNA, 3564 nt
Organism: Lates calcarifer (barramundi perch)
Lineage: Eukaryota; Metazoa; Chordata; Actinopteri; Centropomidae
Gene: kctd9b
Product: potassium channel tetramerization domain containing 9b
Biological process (GO): protein homooligomerization
Molecular function (GO): protein binding
Source: RefSeq, a predicted model, not a curated record
UUGGCUAAUUCGGCUGCACUGGUCGUUUGAGCGGAGUCAGGAAAUAGAAAAGGGGAAAAGAAGUGCCUGUUGCUAAAAAAAAACAUGUAUUUUGGAUGAAACUCGCUGCAUUUGACGGCCUAAUAGAUUUUUUUCCGCCAUGAGAAGAGUCACAUUGUUUGUCAACGGAACCUCCACAAAUGGAAAGGUGGUGGCCGUGUACGGCUCCAUGGAGGAUUUACUGUCCGUGGCCAGUUCCAAACUGGGGAUAAGAGCCUCUAGUGUUUAUAACGGGAACGGCGGCCUGAUAGACGACAUCACAUUAAUCAGAGAUGAUGAUGUGUUGUACAUUUCAGAGGGAGAUUCAUUUGAGGAUCCUCAGGAUGACUUCAGAGAUCCUGACAAGUGUCAGACUCACACUGAUUGGCUGACGCUCAACGUCGGUGGACGCUGCUUCACCACCACGAGGAGCACCCUGGUCAGUAAAGAGCCUGAGAGCAUGUUGGCCCACAUGUUCAGAGAGAAAGAUGUCUGGGGGAACAAGCAGGACUCUCAGGGGGCCUACCUGAUAGAUCGCAGUCCAGACUACUUUGAACCCAUUCUGAAUUAUCUGAGGCAUGGACAGCUCAUCAUCAACGAAGGCAUCAAUCCACUGGGUGUGCUGGAGGAGGCUCGUUUCUUUGGCAUCGAGCAGCUCGCUGAGCAGCUGGAGACCCUCAUAAAGUCCUCUCAGCCCCCUGACGACCACUCUCCUCUGACCCGUAAGGAGUUCAUCAGAUUCCUGUUGGCCACGACGACCAAGGCGGAGCUGCGGUGUCAGGGUCUGAACUUUACCGGUGCAGAUCUGUCUCGUCUGGAUCUGCGCUACAUCAACUUUAAGAUGGCCAAUCUGAAAGGAACCAACCUGACCCACGCCAACCUGAGCGGGGCAAACCUGGAGAGAGCAGACCUGUCCAUGGCGUGUCUCGAUGGUGCCAAUCUGCAGGGAGUGAAGAUGCUGUGCACCAACGCUGAAGGAGCUACACUGAGAAGCUGUAAUUUUGAGGAUCCUGCUGGGAUCAAAGCCAAUCUAGAAGGGGCAAACCUGAAGGGUGUGGACAUGGAGGGAAGUCAGAUGACCGGGAUCAACCUGAGAGUUGCCACGUUGAAAAAUGCCAAACUGAAGAACUGCAAUCUGAGAGGAGCUACGCUCGCCGGCACGGACCUGGAGAACUGUGACUUGUCAGGAUGUGACCUUCAGGAGGCAAACCUGAGAGGCUCCAAUGUGAAGGGAGCCAUCUUUGAGGAGAUGCUGACUCCUCUGCACAUGUCUCAGAGUGUUCGGUGAAACACCACAGUCUUCCACGUAGUGCUUUAAAUCACAACAUACUGUACGCUCCUAAAGCUACAGAGAGAAAGAGUCUCAGUACCUCUGACUAAUGCGUGUUUCAUGGUCCACAGGUAAAAACAAGAUGUGAGUAAAUUGGCUUCAUAAAUGUGUCUGUAGAAUAUUCUACAGUUAUUUUCAUUAUCAGUUCAUUGUUUUCUCUAAUAGUCAGUUAGUUGUUUAGUUCAACAGUAUGUCCAAAAAUAGUGAAAAAAUGUCCAAGGUGACGUCUUCAGAUGUCUUGUUCUGUCCGGCCCUCAGUCCAAAAGCCAAAGAGAUUCAGUUGACAAUGAUAAAUAAAAGCACAUUAUCAUAUGUGAGAAGCUAAGUACAGAGAACCCGAAGAACAAAACAUGUGUAACUGUCCAAAUCCUCACAGUCUGGACUGUAAAAAUCCAUGCAGAAAAGUCUGACAUCUUGGGUUUUUCACCAGCACCUGAAGGCAGCAUCUAUUUGUGGAUCAGAAAAUGUGAAGAAUGUGACCCAGUCCACAGGUUUCAGGUUGUCUGUGCACACAGGCCUUUACCCACAAAUCAUCACACAGGUUUGUAAAUCUUAUUUUUUAUCUUUGUGGCUCAUGAAACACACAUUUAUCUGUGGUAGUGAGACUAACUUCCCUCCUUCUCAUGAUGACCAGUAAAUACCAAACCUUGUAUUUCGCUCUGAACCAAACACCACCAAGUGUCGACAUGUGUCCGUUAGACAUUGAAGCAUGCUGUUGAAUGUCAUUUUAAAAAAAUUUCUGCAUCAUCUUUGGGGAACGAAAACAGUUGUACAGCAAAAUGACAAACAUGUUUGUAGGUUCUGAAUGUAGUAUCAAACUGUUUAUAGGAGUAAAGGUGUUGAACGCAGGUUUAUGAUAUUCAUAAGCCCUCAAAACUCUUUUGAUUAGUUUUAAUGUUGGUUCAAAUACAUUUUAAUUAAAUAUAAUAGUUGGCAUGCUGAAUUGUGGGAAGAAUUAACUGCAUAUCAUUGGUUUAACUGUUCCAGUGUCUGCAACACUGAAGGCUUCCUCUGCUUCAGGCUGAAAAUAUUCUGCAGUGUAAUACUGAGAAACAUAGUUUUUUAUGACUGAAAUGGAAGGUGGAACAAAUACUAAAAUUCUGAGACUUAAAGUAUCACUGGUAUUUUUGAACCUGGUGCAGUAUUGAUUAAGAACCGUGUACCAGGCGACCACCAACAGCUGCUGUAAUGUAAUGCAAUGGACAGUCAUCCACGUCAAAGUUCGUCCACUAAAGUGCUUAUUUCUGCCACUGACAGGCUCAGAUUGUUAUUCUAAGUGUCUGACAACAUGAUGAUAAGAGUCCUACAGAGACAGAGCUUUUUAUUAAAGAGGAAGAUCCAGGAACAGCUCUAUAUAUCACCACCAGACUCCAUUGACAAAAACAGGGAUUUAACCAGGAGCUGCUGGAAUACCACUGCCUCCAUCUGUUAGUGUGUCUGUGUUACUGUGUGGUACUUUUACUUCAGUAAAGUAUCUGAUUACUUCUUCCACCACUGAGAGCCACACAGUAACACAGACACACUAACAGAUGGAGGCAGUGGUAUUCCAGCAGCUCCUGGUUAAAUCCCUGUUUUUGUCAAUGGAGUCUGGUAGUGAUGUAUUUAUGGGAAAAAAGGUGUUUCUUUUUCUCAGAGGAUGAUAGUAAUAAUAAGUGUGAGUGUGAGAACUAUAUACUAUACAAUAUGUUCAGUCUUUGUGAAAUUAUGUGCAAGUAUUUGAACAAGCUCCUCCUCCAUCAUAUUACCUCUGACAGGUGCUAACUGAAGCACUUUCAUCCUGCACGUUGUCUUAAUUAUUUUGUGAUAAAAAUGAAAAGUAAAAAUGCCUCAUACAUCAAUUAAAUAUGAAAAAGAUUGUGCACAUUUAUAUCUUCAGUAUAUAACAAAAUGUCAAAGUCAAAGUCAGAUGUGUUAAUGUUAAAAUAAGAGUUUGGACGUCAUGCUGAUCAUUUAACUGCUGUUUUUAUACACAUGAUGUUUAGUUAUUAAAUAUAUAUUUUAGUAGAUGUCAAAUCCUGCUGAACGGUGGUGUGUGUGUAUAAUGUUUUAUAUGUCUUUAAUUCACUGGCUACAAGGACUCAUUGCACGUUUCAUGUAAACUGGUGUGAACUGUGAAACCACAGAGGUGCUAAACCUGAACUGUCCUGUCUCCUCUUCUGCUGUACUGUGGUUAUUUUAUGAGCAGGAUGUUUAAUAAAUGUUUUUCUUAAAACUUC